GGAGUUUUGCAUUACAAUCACCUGUUGGAAGUUUGGGCUGGAUGGCAUUUGGGUAUAACAGUAUCUGAUCUACCCGGCUGUCCGCAGUAAUCCUGGGUACAUGAUGGAAGGACUACUGUUCCUGGGUUUUGUUGCAGUAAUUUCAGAAGCUGUUCCUGUUGAAUUUUACUCCCGGGAUAAAGUUUUACGCCUAAAGCCUGAAAAUGAACAGCAUCUGCAGUUCUUAAGGAAUGUAUCUCUUCCUGAGCAGGUUGAUUUCUGGAAGCCAGCUUGUGCAGAGCUGGUGACUACAAACAGUACUGUGGACAUUAGGGUCCCUGCAGACUGGGUUGCCGAAUUGCAAAGUGAGCUGGAGAAGAUUGCAUUGAAAUUUGAGGUUUUAACUGAAGAUUUGCAAAUCUUGAUUGAGAACCAGUUUGACCAAAGAUCAACGCGAGAUAUCCACUACAAUUAUGAAACUUAUCAUAGCUGGGACGAGAUUGAAUCCUGGACUGCCAGAAUAGCAGAGGAAAACCCAGACCUAGUUUCUCGGAUGGAGAUUGGAAAGACCUAUGAGGGAAGAAGUAUUUACCUGCUGUGGGUCGGCAACAGAACAGGUGCAGAGAAGCCUGCCAUCUUCAUGGACUGUGGAAUGCAUGCCAGGGAGUGGAUUUCCCCAGCCUUUUGCCAGUGGUUCCUGAAGGAGGUUGUUGGAAGCUACAAUUCUAUUCCCCUGAUAACUACACUUUUCAAUCAAUUGGAUUUCCUGGUUGUUCCUGUUGUAAAUGUGGAUGGUUACAUCUACAGCUGGACUACGCAUCGAUUUUGGAGGAAGACACGGUCCAAUAACUCUAACAGUAGCUGUGUGGGAACUGACCCCAACCGAAACUUUGAUGCCAAGUGGUGCACCUCGGGUGCCUCAAGAAAUCCAUGCUCAGCCGUUUACUGUGGAUCGCAUGCAGAAUCCGAAAAAGAAGUCAAAGCUGUUGCAGACUUCAUCCGUAACCAUAGUUCGAUCAUCAAGGCAUAUCUCACCAUCCACUCAUUCUCACAGCUCCUCUUGUAUCCAUACUCCUAUAACUUAUCUCUUCCAUUUCAUCACAAAGAGCUGGAUGAUCUAGCUCGGGAUGCGGUUGAGAAAUUACGACGCCUUUAUGACACUAAAUAUAUCUAUGGCCCUGGAGCAAGCACAAUAUAUCUUGCGUCUGGGGGUUCAGAUGACUGGGCCUACGAUCUUGGCAUCAAAUACUCAUUUACCUUUGAACUCCGUGACACGGGCCUGUAUGGCUUCCUAUUGCCCGCGUCGCAGAUCAAGCCAACAUGUGAAGAGACCAUGUUGGCAGUCUACCAUAUCACCCAUUACGUUCUUGACAACCUAUAUUAAAUUUUUUAAAGAAAGGGCAAAGUUAAAGAUGGGUAUUGGGUGACUUUAAAGCUUAGGUUUAGAUUUAAAAGCAGUUUUGAUUUUGCUGGAGGAAAUGACUAAUGCAUCUUUGAAAAGUAUCAAGGACACACUGGUUCAGUAGGAUAACAUUUGCCUUGGUUUAAUUUUCCCUCUUGUACUCAUCAGAUCAUAGAGUUCAGAAGAAAAACAUUAGGCUCACAGUGUCUGUGCCAGCUCUUUGAAUGAGUAAUACAAUUACCCUCAAUUUUCUUUGACGCAAGCUGUUGUUAUUAAGUGCUUGUCUAAUUCCCUUGAAAAUUGUUUGAAUAUUUCCUAUCACCGCACAUUCAGGCACCAUGUCUGCAUUAUAAUAACUUGGUUCUCCUCUGGUCUCUAUCCUUUGUGGCUUCCUGCUGGUGGAACCAACGGCCCAUCUAAGCUAGGCCCAUUUGUCCACAUUUACCUCUAAUCCUUUCUGAUAUGUCCAUAUGUCUUGCACAUAAGUGAUAGGAGCAGAAUCAGGCUGUUCGGGCCAUCAAGUCUACCACCAUACAAUCAUGGUUGAUUGAGCUCUCCCCCCUAACUCCAUUCUCCUGCCUUCUCCCCAUAACAUCUGAUACCUGUAUUAAUCAAGAAUCUAUCUAUCUCUGCCUUCAAAAAUACCCACUGAUGCCCUCCAUAGGCUUCUGUGGCAAAGAAUUCCACAGAUUCACCAUCUUCUGACUAAAGAAAUUUCUCCUCAUCUCCUUCCUAAAAGAAUGUCCU
Molecule: messenger RNA, 2128 nt
Organism: Amblyraja radiata (thorny skate)
Lineage: Eukaryota; Metazoa; Chordata; Chondrichthyes; Rajiformes; Rajidae
Product: carboxypeptidase B-like
Exons: 11
Coding region: 101-1363 (420 amino acids)
Biological process (GO): proteolysis
Molecular function (GO): metallocarboxypeptidase activity; zinc ion binding
Source: RefSeq, a predicted model, not a curated record